AACUUCUAAAUUAAUUUCUCAUUUAACUUUGUAUAGACUUCAGAUAUAAUCUGACGUCUUGAGCAUGUUUCUUCUGAAUUCUACUUUUAUAAGUGGAUCUUAUUUUUCCCACUUUAAUUAUUCCAUAACUAAUACAUAAAAUACUAACUGAACACAUCCAAAGUCAUUUUAUAAAAAACUAAUACAUUUUGUUAUAGCUCUCGCCACAAGCAUAAGCAUUUGCGAUGUUUUGAAAUGUUUAGUGCUGGAUGUGAUCAGGCAAAUUCUUAGAAAUAAAUAAUAAAACAACAUGACAUGGAGAUUUCUAAUUGUUGAACUUAUUAAUAUAUGGGAGCAAUAUGUAAAAAUGCUGCUUAUUUAUUUCUGUUUUACCUUACUUUAAUUUUUAUAGUAACUUUUUCCUUCUAUGAUAACUGCAUGCUGUAUAAAGCUGGUUCACAUCCUGGUUGACAGCAGGUCAUAACUACCUCUCCACAUUUGUCCCUCUCAAUAUUUGCAUGUUUAUGCAGCAGAAUCUUCUGAAAAUGAGACUGAACAUAUUGUUUAAUUAAAAGAAGUCCUGUAUAUAAAUAUAUAUUCAAUGGACUUUUUCUAGUAAAUAUUCAAUAAAGGACGUUUUUUGCAGCUUGUUUUCUGAUGUUGUCUUUUAAAGUAAGCCACGGCAUAACACAUCUUGAAAAAAAGUUAUAAUAAGCCAUGAAAAUAGACAUCCUCCUCAGAGCGACAUUUCUGACAUGUUUUCGAGGAGUCACUGUUUAAAAGUCGAAAAAAAUCAGGUCAAACCGGUCUAUCCCAGUCGCACUGUACUUUACUUUCAGCUUGCAAGUCUUCGAAACAUCUGAGAAAGACUUUUGGAUUUGCAAAUUCAGCAGCGAUGGAUCAAGAAGGUUCUUUCACUAUGGAGGACCUACAGUGUCCUGCGUGCUGUGAGGUCUUCGAGAUCCCAGUCACACUGAGUUGCAAUCAUAGCUUCUGCAAGACCUGCGUUCAGACACACUGGGGCCGUAUGGGAACACGGCAGUGUCCUCUGUGCCGCCGUACAGAACGCUCAUCCAGGCCUCCGAUCAAUUUGCGUCUAAAGCUAGCUACGGAUGUCUUCAAAAAAAAGCCGGAGCAGUUCAUGGCAAAAUCGGUGGAGCGUUGCUCAAGACACAACGAGCAAUUGAAGCUUUUUUGUCGGAAAGACGCAGAACUUAUCUGCAUUACUUGCACGUCAUCAAGGAGUCACAAAAAUCACGAGUACUGCCCGAUUGCUGAAGCAGCAUCAGACAUAAUGAAAGAGCUCAUAAAUAGGUACAACCCUUUGAAAAAACAACUAACCACCGUCGAAAAGUUAAAGGAGAGCUUGGUGGAACUGGAAACGUACAUACAGAAACAAGCUGCUGAAACUGCUGCAGAAGUAAAGCAAGAGUAUGAAAAGUUACAUAAAAUCCUGAGGGAGGAGGAAACAGCUCGACUCAUUGUACUUGAAAAUGAGAGAAAGAGCAAGACUGCAGUUGUGAGAGAGAAACUGGAGGAGGUCAAUAAAAGCAUCAAAGAGCUCUCUGACAUCACCAUAUACAUAGAUCCCAUCAUAAUAGCAGAUGAUCUGACAUUUCUAAAGGAAAUUCUCCAAGCUGUCGUUAGCCCAGAUAUAGGGAAUGAUUCACAGGAAUGUAAGGAGGCAAUAAAACGGACUAGCUACACUGCUCAUGAAACAGAAUAUCCAAAAAAGGCACUCAUAGAUGUGCUUCAGUACCUUGGAUCAUUAAAGCAUGGGGUCUGGAAAAGAAUGGAAAGAGAUGUACACUUCUCCUCUGUCAAUUUUGAUCCAAACACAGCACAUCCUAACUUCUUCAUCAAAGAUGAACUCACCACCAUCAGCUAUGGGAAAAAACAGCAACUUCCAGACAACCCUGAACGCUGCACGAGCCGCAUGUCAGUACUCGCUGCUAACGGUUUUGAGUCAGGAAAGCAGCGCUGGGAUGUAGAGGUGGCAUACAGCAAAGAGUGGUACAUCGGGGUGGCACGAGAGUCAAUAAAAAGGAAGACAACAGUUUUUAUCAACCCAAAAGAGGGUUUCUGGGUAAUUUCAAACAAUGAGGAAUCCUACUGGGCUCAGACAUCUCCUCGCACACGACUAACCCUGAAAGCCCCCCCACAGGUCAUCACGGUUGAACUGGACUAUGAUAAAGGAAAGGUUUCCUUUUCUGACGCUGCAGAUGGUGGCAGUAUUUACACGUUUAAAUGUAAGUUUAAUGAGAGAAUCUUCCCUUACUUUGCCACUGGUAUAAAAGAGGGGAGCACGCUUAAAAUCUGUGCAUUUUAAUGCAGACCAUUAGUUUAAACAUGCAACAAAUUCGAAAGUUAUUUAUCUGUGAAUUUCUUAAAAAAAAAAUGUACAGGUCACAUUUCAACGAAAAAUAAAAGUCUAAAUAAUACAAAAUUUGCAUCUAGACUUUUAAUUUACAAUUAUUUGUUAAAGGUGCUUAUUAUUCAUUUCCUAUUGCUGUAAUACAGUAUUUUUGUACUGUCCACUGAAAUCGGCAUAAUUUAUGUGUAUAUUAUUAUGUUUGAGUUUUAGAAGCUUACCUUGAAAUCUAACUCGCUCACUUUUUCACACUCGUAUUUAUUCUCACUCAGACUGUGUUUUGUUUUUGUUAUGUUCAUGCAUCACUGCGCGCACACACACACACACACACACACACACACACACACACACACACACACACAAAAAAUGCAGCAAGAGUAUUCUUGAGUAUUCUUGCAAAAUGAGAAAAACUUCAAACCCACAGCUCGUUUCAUAUUCCUUUAAGGAUAUUUCCAUUUUGUAACUAUUUACUUCAGCUAAACGGUUAUUCCUGAUUCAGAACAUUGCAGAGCUAUUUUUAGGGCUAAGCAUUUGAAGCGCAGAGUAUCAUCUACCUGAGUUAUUUGGAAGUCACACAGGACAGCCAAAGAAAACUACAACUACUGUACUUACAGUAUUACAAAUACUGCAAUUCUGUUAAGUUUCAAAUGUUUCAAUCAGACCAUACUCUUAUUUAAAUAAAGGAAUUCUUUCUAUACAUAAAUGACUUUUAAAUAACAUUUUAAAGUACAUUUUUGACACGACCUUAAACUUUGCACUAUGUGAGAAAAGCUGAUCAACCAAAGCAUUACAUUUGUAAUAUAAUAUUCAGUGUCGCACAUUUUAAUAGCUCAAAGUGCGCUGAGGUUAAAUUCAAAAGCAUUUCAUAAAGACCAAACCGUCAAAAGUUGUUGCACACGCAUAUAUUUGUGGAUAUUAGAAACAUUGUCACUUGAAGUACUCCUUCUGAUGUGUUCACUGUGCAAAUCCUCCACUAACGGCAUCCAUGGAGCUCACAAUGCCACCUGAGUCUCUUAUGUCCUCUUGUGGACAGAUAUACCAAACUACAUAAGCACAUGCUGUAUGAAGACUAAAUAUAUUAAAUGGACCCAGGCCAAAAGCUCUGCUCUGCCUUUGCUCUUCAGAGCUUCAUGAGAUAACUGGGAGAUUAACAUAUGACAUAAUAAUCAAUGCAUCAAUCACUGAGAGACACAGUGGAGCAACAACUUAAGCUCCCGACAAUAA
Molecule: messenger RNA, 3574 nt
Organism: Puntigrus tetrazona (Sumatra barb)
Lineage: Eukaryota; Metazoa; Chordata; Actinopteri; Cypriniformes; Cyprinidae
Product: nuclear factor 7, ovary-like
Exons: 7
Coding region: 875-2308 (477 amino acids)
Molecular function (GO): protein binding; zinc ion binding
Source: RefSeq, a predicted model, not a curated record